Manihot esculenta (cassava) is the source of this 366-nucleotide messenger RNA. RefSeq lists its product as uncharacterized. The record is from RefSeq and is a predicted model, not a curated record. The transcript is spliced from 2 exons. NCBI's taxonomy places the organism in Eukaryota, Viridiplantae, Streptophyta, Magnoliopsida, Malpighiales, Euphorbiaceae. Bases 1 to 366 code for a protein of 121 amino acids.
AUGACAGGGGAUACUCAGGAGUUCGAAAUUAAAAAUCUAAAAAAACUUCAAUAUUUCUUGGGAAUCGAGGUUGCCAAAUCAAAAAAGGGGAUCUUUAUUUCUCAGAGAAAAUACAUUAUGGAUCUUUUGAAAGAAACUGGUAUGUUAGGCUGCAAGUCGGCAGAAACUCCCAUUGAGAGCAAUCACAAGCUACAAGCAAGGAUUGGUGAAUCAGUGGAUAUUGGUAGAUAUCAGAGGUUGGUCUCCUAUUCUCUAAACCAUCUUCGCAUACAUGCAUUCGCAGAUGCAGAUUGGGCUGGAUCCCUUGAUGAUAGAAUGUCGACUAGUGGUUAUUGCACGUUUGUGGGAGAAAACAUUGUCACUUGA